AUGUGCGAAUUAGGAAUUAUCCCUUUCCAAGAAGAAUUAGGAAUAUAUUUUUGUCAGUGUACAAGUUGUUCUGCUUCAAAAAGAUAUAGAUCAUAUAUCGUUAGGUUUUUCGUAGCAGGUUUUUUUAUUCCGUUGUUCUGGUUUAUAAUAAUAGGAUUGUGCAUUUAUAUACAUUUAUGGCACUACAAUGAUGUGAUGUUCCCAACGGUUGCCGAUAAUGAAUUACCUACUCAAUUUGAAAUGGAAAGAGAUAUGGAACGUCAGAUUGUCACCAUAACUAAAGGAAAAAAUAACACAUAUCAUGUUGUAAGUCAGAAAUGUGAUACCAAGACUGCAGAAGAUAUUUGUGAUGUUGUUACGACUGUCGAAAAUGAUGCCUCUUUUGACUUGUUAAAGCUUCUUCAUUAUCACCAUUACAAAAUGAUGGCAGAACACGUCAUUGAAUCUCAUGAUUAUUGGAAAAAGUGUUAUUUAAAAUGGUCUCUAAGGGCAGGGGCGUGUAUUAUAGGUAAUACUGCCUUAGUCAUGACUUUUUUUGCAACAACUUCAAGUUAUAAUAUCAAUAAAAGUCAAAUGAAUAUUGCUGGAUAA
Molecule: messenger RNA, 591 nt
Organism: Eremothecium cymbalariae DBVPG#7215
Lineage: Eukaryota; Fungi; Ascomycota; Saccharomycetes; Saccharomycetales; Saccharomycetaceae
Gene: ASG7
Product: Asg7p
Exons: 1
Coding region: 1-591 (196 amino acids)
Source: RefSeq, a predicted model, not a curated record